AUGUCUACCCUGCCAGCCGGUAAGGGCGAUUGUGAUAAAGCUGGGAGGCAGAAAAGCCGUCAUACUGGGUACGACACGUACGUGCUGCCGUGCGUGGCCGAGUUUUUUGGGACUGGACUCUUCGUAUUCACCGGCUGCGCUUCGCUGAUAGAAAACUCACCGGGAACAGGCAGGCUUCAACCGGCAGUAGCGCAUGGAGUUGCGCUCGCUAUUUCUGUAGCCAUUACGGCAGGAGUGAGUGGUGGACACAUAAACCCUGCGGUGUCACUAGGAGCUGCCUUAUGUGGAGGUCUGAAUGCCAUUCUGCUUAUUCCCUAUUGGGUGGCUCAGUUCUGCGGAGGGCUGGUCGGGGCUGGCUUAGCCAGGGCCGUGUCGUCUCACGGAAAUUUCAUCAACGCAACGGGUGGGGCCUUCACUUCCGUCAGGACGGACGGACAGGUGGCCGGUGCCCUGGUGGCUGAGAUUGUCAUGACAUUCUACCUGGUCCUGACCGUGUGCAUGGGCGCAAUCAACACGCAGAGCAAGACGCCCCUCGCCCCCUUCUGCAUCGGGCUCACGCUCACCGUUGCCAUUCUGGGAGGGGGUGGUGUGUCGGGUGCCUGUCUGAACCCGGCCAGAGCCUUCGGCCCAGCAGUGGUGGCUAACUACUGGCCCUAUCACUGGGUGUACUGGGUUGGGCCUCUCAUUGCCGCAGUGCUAGUAGGAGUGGUGCUCAGCCCCAUGCCCCAGCAGGUCAUUCUGACACCGGGUCCACAGCUCCACUGUUGCUACCUGCGAGCACAUGACAGCUUGCUGGUCCCCCGCUGCCACCUCACUGCUCUGAAGGCACCGCUGGGCACCGUCGCCUCUCGCUGGCCAGCCCGAGGUACUGUGGGCGGUGGGGGGAGGGUGGCUGGGUGUGAGACAGCAGCAGGGGUCAGUGAUCAGACCCCUCCGCAGGCCUACAGACACUGCAACAAUGCCAAGGGCUGUCAGAGCUCAGCUACCCACAGCUACCCACACCGAUACUAA
Molecule: messenger RNA, 1011 nt
Organism: Conger conger (European conger)
Lineage: Eukaryota; Metazoa; Chordata; Actinopteri; Anguilliformes; Congridae
Product: aquaporin-8-like
Exons: 5
Coding region: 1-1011 (336 amino acids)
Biological process (GO): transmembrane transport; water transport
Cellular component (GO): plasma membrane
Molecular function (GO): water channel activity
Source: RefSeq, a predicted model, not a curated record